AUGGCAAAGAUUUUCUGUUUGGCUGAUGUAUGUAUGGUUCCUAUUGGGACCAACAGUGCUAGUGUUUCUGACUUCGUAGCUUUGAUCGAAGCUAAAAUUCGUGCAAGCCCCCUAAAGAGUACAUUACACAGUGCUGGUACCACCAUCGAAGGCCCAUGGGAUGAAGUGAUGGGUUUGAUUGGUGAAGUACAUGAGUAUGCACAUUCAAAGGGCAUUGUAAGAAUUCAAACCGACAUCAGAGUUGGAACUAGAACUGAUAAGCAUCAAACUGCUCAGGACAAAGUUGAUAAAGUCUUGAAGAAAUUAGAAGAGCAGAAAUAA
Molecule: messenger RNA, 321 nt
Organism: Maudiozyma barnettii
Lineage: Eukaryota; Fungi; Ascomycota; Saccharomycetes; Saccharomycetales; Saccharomycetaceae
Gene: ECM15
Product: Ecm15p
Exons: 1
Coding region: 1-321 (106 amino acids)
Cellular component (GO): cytosol
Source: RefSeq, a predicted model, not a curated record